AUGGCUUCAGUACAAGACCGCAAGCCCCCCAGCGCCGGCACCAAGGUGUCCCCCGGCCAAGACGCUCCCGUUACCCGUGAGGGAGCAGGAUUCGUAGCUCCCGAGUCGCUUGCCGCAGCGUCCUACAGAGAGGAUGGAGACUUCGGUGCGAACCGCAGUCCCAAGCCUGACCAAGGCUCUUCACAAUCUGGAAUGGAGUCAUCGAACUACACCACCAGCUCCGGCGCCAAAUUGGGCAGUGCGGCGCAAAAGUCGAGUUCCAAGGGCGGCACGGCGCCCGGCUACGUCGCUAACCAACACCACUCCAACAACGGUCCUCAUGGCAAGAAGUCGACGGAAGGGGGCUUCGAAGACUCCAGGCUGAAAGACGGUCUCCAGAUGGCGCUCAACUCGGAGCCGGGGUCCACCAACGAUCCUAGUAGACUUGCCGAGGCGCAAUUCAUGCAAGGCGAAGCGGCACAGCCCGGCGUGACUGGCCACAGAGAGGGCAGCCUCAACACCAAAACGGCUUAUGAAAACUUGGAUCGGGAGACUUCGUCGUAG
Messenger RNA from Hirsutella rhossiliensis, 543 nucleotides. RefSeq lists its product as uncharacterized. The transcript has 2 exons. The record is from RefSeq and is a predicted model, not a curated record. The coding region runs from base 1 to 543 and encodes 180 amino acids. NCBI's taxonomy places the organism in Eukaryota, Fungi, Ascomycota, Sordariomycetes, Hypocreales, Ophiocordycipitaceae.